AUGAGAGUAUCAACUCGAAAUGACUUUAGGGUAUUCGACGUUGGCGGUCAACGGUCCGAACGAAAGAAGUGGAUUCAUUGUUUUGAAGAUGUUAAUGCCAUUAUAUUCAUAGCAGCGAUAUCAGAAUAUGAUCAAGUGCUUUUUGAGGAUGAAACCACGAAUAGAAUGGUAGAAUCAAUGCGAUUGUUUGAAUCAAUCUGUAACAGUCGAUGGUUCAUCAACACUUCUAUGAUUCUUUUCCUCAACAAAAAGGACUUAUUUGCUGAGAAAAUCCAGCGAACGAAUAUAACUGUCGCCUUUCCCGACUAUAAAGGUGCACAAAAUUACGAUGAGGCAACCGCAUUUAUCGAGGAGAAAUUUGAAGCAUUGAAUGCGAAUCCUGAGAAAACCAUAUACAUGCACCAAACUUGCGCCACAGACACAAACCAAGUUCAGAUGAUUCUUGACUCUGUCAUCGAUAUGAUUAUCCAGGCAAAUCUCCAAGGUUGCGGAUUGUACUAA
Messenger RNA from Strongylus vulgaris, 501 nucleotides. NCBI's taxonomy places the organism in Eukaryota, Metazoa, Nematoda, Chromadorea, Rhabditida, Strongylidae. The record is from the annotation of a GenBank genome assembly.